CGUAUCCGCGCAUCGCGGAGAGAACGCGUUGGAAGCGCCAUGGAGCCGCCGGCGGUAAAAUUUCGCUGCGAACGCCGCCAGAAAAUCAACAGUACACCGCCAUGCGAAAUAAUCGCGAGUAGCAAGUGAAAUACAUUCAGUGAUAAGCGACAUGCAGUCGCGACAUGUACGCGACUACUCCCUCAAUCAUCUCUUUGUGAUCUGUUUACUAGGACAAUUCCUACUAACGCACUGUGAAAGUGAGCAUCGUACCAAAGCAGCCGCUGAAAAACAUCCGGAUUUGUAUUGUUACAAGUGCGAUAAUAUUGAUGGCGAUGAUGCUUGCCUCAACGUCAAUAACGUCACAACGUAUAAAGAAAAAUGCGAGAAAGAGCAUCGUAUAUGUCAGGUGCGCACGAUAACAAUGUCGUCGCAGGAAAACAAAACAGCGCCCGCGAAGCUCUGGCUAGUGAAGCGCGCCUGCACGAAGGUUUGCGAACCGGUUUGCGUGACAAUCGGGGAGAGGACGAAGUUGCGCGCGUGCAACACGUGCUGCGAGACGGAUCUAUGCAAUCGUGGUAAUUCGGCAUCGCGACACGUCGUACAUAUGGCGCUGCUGCUGCUUGUAUUUCUGGGCGUUGCUCUGCUGAAAAGCUUCAUUCAGACUACACGAUACAAUUAACUUGGAGUGCAUCAAGCAUUUAAAGAACUGAUGUAUACUGUACAUACUUCUUUGUUAUUCAACGUCUUUAUUGCUUCUUUAAUAAAGUUUUAAAACAAAA
This is a messenger RNA of Dalotia coriaria, 761 nucleotides long. RefSeq lists its product as uncharacterized. Lineage: Eukaryota; Metazoa; Arthropoda; Insecta; Coleoptera; Staphylinidae. The transcript has 3 exons. The record is from RefSeq and is a predicted model, not a curated record. Bases 152 to 661 code for a protein of 169 amino acids.